UCAACUUGCAAACACAAAUUAAUCACUCAAUUUCAACCGAUUUCAACAAUCAUGAGUCAAGAACAGCCGCAGAGAUCGCCGGAGCCCGUCAAGUACGGCGACGUCUUCAAGGUCUCCGGCCAACUCGCUUCGAAGCCCAUCGCCCCACAGGAUGCCGCGGCGCUGCAGGCGGCGGAGACUGCCGUCUACGGCCAUACCAUCAAGGGUGGUCCCGCCUCGGUCGUCCAAUCAGCCGCCGACUUCAACGAACGCCGCGGCGUGGUUGGCCACGACGACAUGACCGGCGCCGUAAGAGAGCAUGGCGCAACCAUCGCCGAAGCCAAUAUCGGAGGCUACCGUGUUGUCACCGAAGCUAUUGGCGGUCAAGUGGUGGGGCAAUACGGUCUGCCGGUGGGAACGCAAAUUGAUCAGUCUAAAUCGACACUGGCGGGUGAGGCUGUCACAAUUGGAGAGGCACUGGAGGCAGCAGCUCUCUCCGCGGGAAACAAGCCGGUUGACAAGAGUGAUGUUGCUGCGAUACAGGCGGCCGAGGUUCGCGCCACUGGGCUUGGCCACGUUGUGGCUGGGGGCGUUGGGGCUGAGGCCCAAUCCGCGGCUGCACACAACAUGCAGGCCACCAGGGAUGAGAAGAAGACCAUCCUCGCCACCAGGGAUGAGGAGAAGACCACGCUCGCCGAUGUUUUAACUGAUGCGAGUGAGAAACUGGUGGGUGAUAAGCCGGUGACAAGGGAGGAUGCGGAGGCGGUCAUAUAUGCUGAGGCCAGGAACAAGGAUGAUCUAUCCACCAACCCCGGGGGCGUUGCUGCGGUUGUUGCCGCAGCGGCAAGGCUUAAUCAGAAGUGACUUCGUUUUUAGAAGCUUGUUUUGGCGACAUAUGUAAAUAUGGUGCAACCUUUGCUGCUGGUGUUGUACACCUUUUUCUACUCUACUAAAUUACUGUACAACUGCCUUUCUUAUAUAAAUGGACUUGCGCA
Salvia hispanica is the source of this 974-nucleotide messenger RNA. RefSeq names its product late embryogenesis abundant protein D-34-like. The record is from RefSeq and is a predicted model, not a curated record. NCBI's taxonomy places the organism in Eukaryota, Viridiplantae, Streptophyta, Magnoliopsida, Lamiales, Lamiaceae.